UCAAGAUCAUGGUGUUGUGAUGUUUCAACCUGCAAAAAAAAACUUUUGUAUUUUGUGUUGACUGUAAGUUCCCGUAAACUCUGAACUUUUCAAAAUGAAGAGUGCGUUACACCUCUGCAGGAAUAAAAGUAAAGGUUUAGCAGUCCAGAGAAGGAUGUCACCAGUCUCAGGUCAACACACAAUGAAGGCUUCAACCACGGCAGACAGAAGGCCAACAGAUACUAGUACUUGUAGUAUCAGUGGAGGAAGUAGCCCUACAUGCAUGCCAAAUGUACAACACCUCUGUAGAGAUGGGGGCAACACAGUGGCUUACAGACAAACUAAUGGAAACACACCAGGAGUAUUAUUCUUGCCAGGCUUCAUGUCGAAUAUGAAUGGUGGCAAGGCGGUAGCUCUGGAGAGAUUCUGUACAAAAGCAGGCCUAGCGUACAUGAGGUUUGACUACCAGGGAUGUGGUGCAUCCAAGGGCAGCCUUAAGCCUGGUAUUGACGCUUUUGAUGUCUGGCGAUGGGAUGCGUUAGCAGUCCUCGAUCAGCUUACAUCAGGUCCCCAGAUUCUUGUUGGGUCCAGCAUGGGUGGGGCGUUGAUGCUAUUGCUGGCUCUUGAAAGACCAAAGAGAAUACAGGCUUUAAUCGGGCUGGCAACGGCUGUCAACUUUACAAAACAACUCAACGACAGCGACCUCAGUAAGAAGCAGGUUACUUCUGACGGGACGAACAUUACACCGAAAGAUUUCAUUAACAAGAAGUAUUGGCGUUGCUUGAAAUAUGAUAGCCUAGCGGUACACUGCCCAAUCCGGCUACUUCAUGGCAUGCAAGAUGAGACAGUUCCCUUCAUGACGUCCUUAGAUGUCGCACAGAGAGUGGAAAGUAAGGACGUUGAUGUCAUACUCAGAAAAAGCGGUGAUCAUCGCUUGUCACAAGAGGGCGACAUACGCUUGCUCACGAAAACACUUGAAUCACUGAUUGUGUGAUGUGUCGGUGUGAUCCUUGGUUGA
Messenger RNA from Asterias rubens (European starfish), 997 nucleotides. RefSeq names its product mycophenolic acid acyl-glucuronide esterase, mitochondrial-like. The record is from RefSeq and is a predicted model, not a curated record. The transcript is spliced from 6 exons. NCBI's taxonomy places the organism in Eukaryota, Metazoa, Echinodermata, Asteroidea, Forcipulatida, Asteriidae. Gene Ontology annotation, cellular component: mitochondrion. Gene Ontology annotation, biological process: protein depalmitoylation. The coding region runs from base 95 to 973 and encodes 292 amino acids. Gene Ontology annotation, molecular function: hydrolase activity, hydrolyzing O-glycosyl compounds; palmitoyl-(protein) hydrolase activity.